AUGCUUAAUUUGACAAGGGGACAACAUCAAAGAUCCGCGAUGUCCCUCGAAGUGAACAAGGCUCAAGAAAAACUAACGGACAGAUUCAUAAGACCGUGUCGUCUUAGAGUCCACGCCAAUUCUCCAGCUCUACGUGAAGCCAUGUCGUUGAAGGCUCUUCAUGCCUGUCAGCUUUUUGCAACGCUGUCAACCCUCGCGUUCGCAAUCAUCCUGCAGAGUUCCGAAGCCGCUACCGAUGACCUGCCCGGAUUUACUCGCAGUGUGGUGGCAAGGGACCACGCCCUGAUCACACCGGAAAGUCGAGUUUUCAGCCCACUGCCCGGAUGGGAAAACACUCUCUCAGCACACCUCGUUACCCCUGCCAUUGGUGCACACUUCGCCAUGUCUCUGAUUCGGCUCUCAGGCAAUGCCUCCUCCGCCCCUCCAGUGGUUGGAGUGGAGAGGUUUGUGUUUGUGGUAUCAGGGCAGGUCAGCUUCACUCAGUGCGGGGCUCCAGGAGAGACCAGUGAAGGAGGUGCGGCCAAUGAGUGCGCGUCAGCUGGCGAUGCUGGGAGCGCCUCCACCUGUACAAGCUCCAUUGUUCUGCAGGAGGAUCUUGCGGCCGACUCGUAUGUGUAUCUGCCUCCAAACACUCCCCACUCGUUGGCCUCUGCGUCUGGAGCUACACUCGUGCUCAUUGAACGCAGGGCUGAGCGGUCACCGAAUGGGGCGCACCUCUGCUUGGCGUCUGCGUCUGGAGACUGGAGACUGGAGCUACACUCGUGCUCAUUGAACGCAGUACUGCCCUAUCUCAGGUACUGCCCUAUCUCGGGCUUCGCUACAGCCUCAGGGGUGGAGAGCGGUUCAGAGGGGUUGGCGGUGGUGGUGGGACAGACGCACAAGCAACCCAUCCUGCCAGUCCCUGGGGAGGUUUUUGCUCUUCGCAAGCUGCUUCCCUCCACCAUUGCCUAUGACUUCAAUAUUCAUAUCAUGGAUUUUGAACCUGGGGAAUUCCUUAAUGUGAAGGAGGUGCAUUACAAUCAGCACGGACUGCUGCUGCUGGAAGGGCGGGGAAUAUACCGCUUGGCUGAUAGCUGGUAUCCCGUCCAAGCAGGCGACGCCAUUUGGAUGGCCCCUUUUGUUCCCCAAUG
Closterium sp. NIES-65 is the source of this 1130-nucleotide messenger RNA. Lineage: Eukaryota; Viridiplantae; Streptophyta; Zygnematophyceae; Desmidiales; Closteriaceae. The record is from the annotation of a GenBank genome assembly.